UAUUUUGCCUUAUCUUGAUUUCUUCUUGUAUUUAUGCCGAUGACACCGGCAAUGUAAAUAUCACAACCUUUCAAGACGGAUUUAUGACCACAGCUUCCUCUUGGAACAUCAACCCCUCUGUUACUGCUAGUAUAGAUACGCCAGCAACAACAGUAACAUCAUUUAAUACUACUGGCAUUGCUAACACGACUUCUUCACAAACAAUUGCUUCUGUAACAACCUCACCAACUAGUCAAACUUAUAUUGGAAAAUCUUCAACUUUUACCAGUCAUGUAACUCCUACUGUUUCUUUGAGUAAUAAUGAUAAUAGCAAUAACUAUUCACCUGCGUAUAAUGCAACCUAUGGAACACCUCCACCACCAUUAAGAACAACCAUUACUUGGAGUAAUGUAAUCUUUGGUAUAUUUUUCAUUUGUGUUGGAUUGUUGGAGGUUUUUCAUGGUUACAAGUAUAUUCGAAUUACCUUAUUGAUAAUGGGUUAUCUAUUCUUUUCGAGUACGGCUCUGAUAAUUUUACUUUUGUUGGAUAAUAAUCUUGACAAUACAAGAUCUGCCACGUUUUAUUUCACAACCUGGUUACUAGUUGGAUUAAUUGGAGGUUUACUCAGUUUCUUUUGUUGGCAUUUAGGCUUAAUGUUAACUGCUGCUUAUGGAGGCUACGCACUAUCGUUGUCACUUCUUGCGAUUUUAGACCUCGAAAAUCACAUUAUUCGAUGGACACUUUCUAUAAUAGUGAUGAUUCUGCUAGCGAUAAUAGUACAUUACUUUGAACGGACUGUAAUAAUUUUCACCACAUCCAUUGCCGGUGCAUAUACAGUGAUGUAUGGUGUGGAUGAAUUUGCACAACAAGGAUUUCGUGAUAUGAUUCAGUUAGCUAACGCGGAUGGAUUCUUUAGAUUUAAUCCAACUCUGGGUGUUUAUUUAAUGAUUGCUGGUGUGGUUUGGUUAGCUGUUGUUGGCAUAGUCUAUGAAUAUCGUGCACAUGAAAGCCCAAUUGAUCAUUUUUGUAAUCAUCCGCGAACACCAUCAUUAAUAUCAUCCCCAUCAUUUCCAAAUGAUACACAAACGUGUUUCCCUAAAUUGUUUGGAAGAAAACCAAAAUCGAAACAUUUUUCUCUCUCACCAACGAUGUCUGCAAACACGCCACCACCAAUCUUUACAAGUAAUCAUCCGAUCACUGUUACAACUACCACAACUACCACAACAAAUGAUGACCUCGUUACCAAUAAUGCUACAAUAAAUAAUGAUCCUACCACCAUGGAAGUUCUAUCGGUCUAA
This is a messenger RNA of Ambispora leptoticha, 1277 nucleotides long. NCBI's taxonomy places the organism in Eukaryota, Fungi, Glomeromycota, Glomeromycetes, Archaeosporales, Ambisporaceae. The record is from the annotation of a GenBank genome assembly.